This is a messenger RNA of Morone saxatilis (striped sea-bass), 3393 nucleotides long. Its product is annotated as TBC1 domain family member 24-like. NCBI's taxonomy places the organism in Eukaryota, Metazoa, Chordata, Actinopteri, Moronidae. The transcript has 11 exons. Bases 36 to 2315 code for a protein of 759 amino acids. The record is from RefSeq and is a predicted model, not a curated record.
UCCAACUUGCAUUUCUUUGAAGAAUAAGACUUGACAUGAUUGAUGUUUCAAGAACACCAGAGUUUUCCAAUUGUGGAAACAUGAAUUCAAUCUCGAUGUGUACUUCCUCUGAUCAGGACCUGGGUUCUAUGUCAGCAGGCAGAAGCAGGCAGAGGUCUCAUUCCUAUUAUAGCGCAGAGGAUUGUAUGAACUAUGGUGUGCAGACACAGACAGAGGAAACCUAUCUAAGACCUCGUUCCAGGUCCUUUUACAGUUUUGAGACAUCAGAGCCUAAAUCUGCCUAUGAUGUGGAAAACUCCACAAGGUCCAGUCCACUGAGUCCCAGCUCGCUACUCCAGUAUCAAGUGAACAAAAAGGAAAAGAAAGAAGGGAAAGAGGCUGGUGCUCAAGGCACCACAAAAAAUUCUAAGUCUAAACCAACGAAGCGCUCACCAUCAAGAGAACUUAAUGGCAGUAAAGGCAGUCUGAAGUCAGUGUCUAUGAUGACCAUCUCUGAGUCGGACAACUGGGAAAUUUGCUCGAGCUCUGGGAUGAAGUAUGGACAGUUCGUGGACUGGGAGAAGAUUGACCCCGAGGCCGCAAAACGAUACCAGCAGAUCCUGAAGAGUGAUCACCAGCAGCUGAAAACGAAGGGCCGAGAAGGGUUCUGGGCCAUGCCCCACACACUAAGGGCCAAGGCUUAUUAUCACAUCAUCCACAGCAUCAAUUCCAGUGGGUCUGUCACUCCAGACAGAGAUGUCUACUAUGAACUGGCCAAGCAGCUCUUUGGGGAACAGAAAAUCAGCACCCACCCUGUCCCAGAGUACAUGGAGGCAGGAGAAAUACCCAGAUAUUGUCUCAACAAAGCAGGCUUGAAUUCUGUGAAAAAGAUCCUCCUUUGCCUCGGCAAAUACUUCGUGGACAUGAACUUUUGCCCCAUCCUUCCUGAACUGGUCUCCCUCAUUCUUCACUUCAGCGAGGAUGAAGCUGAGUGUUUCCACAGUGUGUCCCGACUUAUCUGCUACAACGACCCCAACAAGCGUUACAUCGAUCAGACCUUCCUCACCUACCGCGCUUCCUGCAUGACCUUUGGAGACCUUGCUAACAGGUGUUGCAGAGGCAUCCGUAAGCUGAUUGCCAGCUCUCACCAGAACCUCUUUGAGUUUUACUCUGACUGGAUCAUGUGGAUAUUUGCGGACCUUCCGUUCACAUAUGCCAUCAGAGUGCUGGAUGUCUACCUUUUGGAGGGCUACAAGGUCCUCUACAGGGUGGCAUUGGCUUUGCUCAGCCUCUAUAAAGUAUCGGUGUCGUCUCGAGUGGCAGACGUGGAAGACUUCAGAACUGAUAUGAAGAGUUUCGUGCAGAACGUGGCUCGCCACUGCGCAGUUGAGAAGCUCCUGGAGAAGGCCUUUAUGAUUCCGAUGGCCACACGGAGAGAGCUCAACCUCCUGUUCAAUGCCAACAAGGACUCCCUCAUGCAAAAAGGUGUCAGCAUACACCAGAAGAGACAGUCGGUUGAGACGGUGGAUUUUACCAACUUCACCUCCACUGUUGUGACAGGGACUGGGAUGAGAGUCGUCUGGGCCUGGAUACCUGAGCGCUUUGCCCUUUUCAGUCCCAUUAGGCUGUUUAACACAGCUGAACAUGGGAGAAGCCUUGCCUCAUUCUAUUCACAUGUGGAGGGACACGAACCAACAGUCCUGAUUAUUAAAACUGUGGAUGAAGAGGUCUUUGGUGCCUUCCUGUCAACAGAUAUGAUAGAAAGGAGAAAGCAUGACUCUGAGGGACUCACAUAUUUUGGAACUGGGGAAUGUUUUGUGUUUACGCUUCGUCCCAGCAUGGAGCGCUACCAGCAGGCUAUGGUCAAUAUCAUGACCAGAAGAGCUUCCCCUCAGCACAGUGGAGCCAGUAAUGACGCCUCCUCCGAGGUCUCCAGCAGCGACUGCUCCCCCCUCAGCUCCCCCCUUAGCUCCCCUCUUAGCUCCCCCACAGCAAUCACAACUUUUACCUGUCCUGCUGGAACCCCCCAGGACCCCAGCUAUUUGACAAUCCCCUUCACCGCCCCAUUGGAGGAACCCAUUAAUGCCAAAGAGCCAAAGAGACCCAAAGAACAAGAAGCCUCCAUGUUCAUAGCGGGCAGUGACAGUCAGCUCAUUAUUGGUGGCGAUGGGGGUCACGCACUCUGCCUACAGGAAGACCUAGAGGGAGGAUACUCAGAGCCUUGUGACACAUUCAAGAGCAACCAACUCUGCAAGGGACAUUUCAAGAUCCAUUCUCUGGAAGUGUGGGGCAUCCAGAACUCUAUUUCCUUUUCUCACAGUUUUCCCUCUCAGUGAAAUAACAGGAGAGCAACCUUGUAACAUUGCAUCUUUUGGUAAACACUGAACCUUGUUGAUGCUGUUUCAUUGUACUUCAUUUGUAUGUAAAUUUUAAAUAUUUAUUUCAAGUUUUAUAUUCAGGUUUAUUUGUAUAUACUUAUAUCGCAAACAUUGUCUUACUGGACUUUACAAGCCAACAAAUAGUGGUUCCCAUUUCAGCGAAGCUCUAUACAAAUAGACUGAAAAUCCCCACAAAGAAAACCCUUAGCAUCUUAUCACAGAAAGGAGGAUGAGACAUGCCAGUGACUAGAGCAAUCGUAAUGCAAUGCAAUUUGCAGUAAUUCAUCUAGGAGGAUUAGGUUGAGGGUGUUGUGUGGGCACUGAGCUUCAUAUAUUCAUCAAAUCUAUAUCAAUCACUGAAUAUUUAUUCAUUCCAGUCAAAGGUUCAUAUUUAACCAUCAGGCCUGAUUGUAACCUAGAACCACAUUGCAGCAGCAGAAAAAUUACAAUUCAGGUUUUACCUCCUGUUCAGUCUAUUGAUUAUACUUUGUUUUGUAGACACAAUCAGUUGGAAUAACUGGACUUUUCUGGGUACUUCUACAUAGUUUUUUUCUUAUUAUUUUGUAGUUUAUCUGCAUUUGAGACACAAUUAAACGCCAUGCACUUUUAUAAUGCAAUUAUCAGUUGAUUGUAUUCAGUGUCUAAUAACUUAUUCACAUAUGUGAGCCUAUUAUCAUAUUUAUAUUCAUAUGUAAUGGGGUAAAAAAAAAUGAGUUUCAGACUGAAAAUAAAUAUUUUUACUUUACUUUACUUUUUACUUUACCUCUGAGAUCAAAAUCUUGAAAUUGACAACAUAUGUAUGGUAUUAUUAAUAAGGUGUGUGAGCCUGUAAAUAUGUAUAGCCUAGUCUCCAGGCAUGUGUGUGUGUGUUUGCUGUUAAAAUAGUCUGACAGUAAUUAAUAUCUUACAUACUCUAUACUCGUCAUUGUACGGAAGCCGAGAACGGCCAUGGAUUUUUAUUUUUAUUUUUAUGCACUGUUAUAUCGUGAUAACGAAUUAAUUAAUAAUGUGUUCGUCUUGACUUUAAACUAAUGGU